Grus americana (Whooping crane) is the source of this 1643-nucleotide messenger RNA. RefSeq names its product serine and arginine rich splicing factor 5 (gene SRSF5). Gene Ontology annotation, cellular component: cytoplasm; ribonucleoprotein complex; nucleus. The coding region runs from base 186 to 983 and encodes 265 amino acids. The record is from RefSeq and is a predicted model, not a curated record. NCBI's taxonomy places the organism in Eukaryota, Metazoa, Chordata, Aves, Gruiformes, Gruidae. Gene Ontology annotation, molecular function: mRNA binding. The transcript has 8 exons.
CGGCGGUGACGCGCGGGGGCCACCUCCAUUUUGCAGCGCAGCGGCGGGGCGGCGCAGCAGUCAGGAGUUGGCCGUUACAGAGGGAGGACGGAGCUGCCCGCCAGCCGAGCGCCGACUGCUCCAAGCGCCCGCCCGGCUCGGCCCGCACCGAGACCCGCAGCCCAGCGAGCCCCGUGCCCACAGCCAUGAGCGGCUGCCGCGUCUUCAUCGGGAGGCUGAACCCGGCCGCCAGGGAGAAGGACGUGGAGAGGUUCUUCAAGGGAUACGGCCGCAUCCGGGACAUCGAUCUGAAGAGGGGGUUUGGGUUUGUGGAGUUUGAGGAUCCGAGGGAUGCAGAUGAUGCUGUCUAUGAACUGGAUGGAAAAGAGCUUUGCAGUGAGAGGGUUACAAUUGAGCAUGCAAGAGCACGCUCUAGGGGUAGAGGCAGAGGGAGGUACUCUGACCGUUUUAGUAGCCGCCGACCGCGUAGUGACAGGAGAAAUGCCCCACCUGUAAGAACAGAAAAUCGCCUCAUAGUAGAAAAUUUGUCUUCCCGAGUCAGCUGGCAGGAUCUCAAAGACUUCAUGAGACAAGCUGGGGAAGUAACCUUUGCAGAUGCACACAGACCUAAGUUAAAUGAAGGGGUGGUUGAAUUCGCCUCUUACAGUGAUUUAAAGAAUGCUAUUGAAAAACUUUCUGGUAAAGAAAUUAAUGGAAGGAAAAUCAAACUAAUUGAAGGCAGCAAAAGGCACAGUAGGUCCAGAAGCAGGUCACGGUCUCGUAGCAGAAGCUCGUCCAGGUCUCGUAGCCGUUCCCGUUCCCGCAGCCGCAAGUCUUACAGCAGGUCAAGGAGUAGGAGCCGUAGCAAGUCUCGAUCAGUUAGUAGAUCUCCAAUGCCAGAGAAGAGCCAGAAACGUGGUUCUUCCAGUAGAUCGAAAUCCCCAUCAUCUGUGGAUCGGCAGAGGUCUAGAUCGAGGUCGAGAUCUGUUGACAGUGGCAACUGAACUAUAAGUAACUUGCCCUGGGGGCCCUUUUUUAAACCAUACUUGCUAAUACUUGUGGUAAGUAUGUGACUUUCUGUGGGGAAGGGUUUGGAUGGGGAGGGGGGAGGGAUGGGGAAACUUUGUAGAUGUGGACCAUGGUGGGAAGGGUUAUUGACUAAUUGUAUUAAAUGUUUUUUGAUAACCCUUUUCUUGCUCACAUUUUUUGUGAAUGUCUGAAGUGUAUAGUUUGUGUAUAUUGGCAGAGCUCUUUAUAACUAAAGCAGACAACUUACACUUUUUUGUACUCCAAAAAAAAGGUCAUCCAAACACUUAAUUCCCAGUAUAUUCAACUGUGAAUAGCAACUCAGACCAUCAGUUUAAUAUCUCAAAUUAAACUAAUAGCUUUAGGCAUCUAAGAGCUCUACAUGCGCUGUACAUAAAGCUUUAUUUCAGAGGGUAUUUUUUUUUGUGCUUUUGAACCAUUGUUUCAGUUAUAGGUCAGCAGAUUAAGUGCUGGUCAGUACUGGUAAUAAAACUUUAUUUUAAAAGCUUUUCAUUUAAUAUGACUUGCACUACACUAAGAAAAUGCCCAUUUCACUGCCCUGUGGUAAUAAUACUCUAUAAAGCACCCUAAUUCUUGAUACUUAAGAAUUAAAUAGCUCAAAUAAAGUAUAAAGAAAC